CCCGAGCUCGGUGUCGUUGUUUCGCCCGCCGCCGCCGCCGCCGGGAGCCGGGCCCUGCCGCGCACGCAGCCCAGUUGCCUCGAGCGAGCAGCCGAGCCCGGCCGCGCAGACUGCAAGAAAUUUGAAGUUCAUUUGCGUUUCCCUUCCCUCAAAUCUUCAGCCUCCUGAUUGAUGCAAGAGGGAAGUGGAGGGCCUUCAUUACUCUUCCCAUUUCACUGUUUCCUGGUAUUUGCAAGACAUGGGGAAAUCCUUUUCUCACCUGCCUUUACAUACGUGUAAGGAAGAUGGCAGUGAUGGAGGUACAGCAUCUGAAAACAUGAGGAAUGGAUUAGUUCACUCUGAAUCCCAUAGUGAAGAUGGAAGAAGUGGGGAUGUGUCACAGUUCCCAUAUGUGGAAUUUACAGGAAGAGACAGUGUCACUUGUCCCACUUGCCAGGGAACAGGGAGAAUUCCACGUGGGCAGGAAAACCAGCUCGUGGCACUGAUUCCAUACAGUGAUCAGAGGCUGAGGCCAAGAAGAACAAAGCUUUAUGUGACUGCUUCUGUAAUAGUAUGCUUACUCCUUUCUGGUCUGGCUGUAUUCUUCUUAUUUCCUCGUUCCAUUGAUGUCGAAUACAUUGGAGUGAAGUCAGUAUAUGUCAGUUAUGAAACAAGUAGGCGCAUAAUAUAUCUAAAUAUUACGAACACCCUAAAUAUAACAAACAACAAUUACUAUUCUGUUGAAGUGGCAAACAUUACAGCCCAAGUUCAGUUUUCAAAAACGGUUAUUGGGAAGGCACGGCUAAACAAUAUCACCAACAUUGGUCCACUGGAUAUGAAGCAGAUUGAUUAUAUGGUGCCCACAGUCAUACAAGAUGAAAUGAGCUACAUGUUUGAUUACUGUACCUUGCCAUCUAUUAAAGUGCAUAACAUAGUAGUCAUGAUGCAAGUGACAGUGACAACCUCUUACUUUGGCCACUCUGAACAAAUAUCCCAGGAGAGAUACCAGUAUGUUGACUGUGGUGGAAACACGACUUAUCAAAUGGGCCAAUCAGAAUAUUUAAACGUACUUCAACCUCCACAAUAAAAGCGGCACAGUGGAUGAUGCAGAAAGAAAAAGAUGGCUGUUGUUGCUGCCAGACUUCAUCUUAAUAGAACUGUUGAUCAGAUUUGCUACUAUUUAAAAGGGUGUGUGUGUGUGUAAAGUUUAGCAACCCUGAAGGUCUGUUCGCUUAUAAUAUGAUCUGUGGGAGAAGGAAAAGUGCAAAAUGUAUAUAGCCACAAUUGUUGAACAGUGUAUUUCUCCUUCUGUUUACUAUUAUGAUAUGUAGACAUUUCUAUCAAAUUGUUUCACUAGAAAAAUGCAUCUUAAAUUUUCAGACGGAGAACUUGAAUGAUUGCCUACAGCACAAUGUGGCUACAAGAAUUUUAAAGUAAAUGUGCAUAUAUUUAUCUGUAUAGAUGAAACAAUGUCACUAAGGAACAUUUGUAAGAGAGGAAUAAAUAUAUAAGCUAAAAGUUAAAUACUAAGAACUGAAACUAUAACAUAUAGUACAGAUCAAGGCUUCUAUUUAAGUCACCAGUUUCCUUUAGAGUGUCUGGAUAUGUCUAUAUAUGUGGUAACUUAUAGUCCUUGAGGAUGCAUUAGUAAACUUAUGGAAAAACAGCUUUCUUUGUAUUGGAAUUCUGUUUUAGAUAUGCUUCCAUUACAGGUUAACUGCUUGAUUUUAUUAUUUCCCACUCCUUAAACACAAACAAAACUCUUAUUGACUUGAAUGAAGGUUUUUGUUUUCCUUGAAUGUGGAAUUUUGGAUCUGGUGUUAAGCUGGCUACUGUUCUUUUGUUUUUGUUUCUACCUCCUCCCUGCCCCUACCCCAGGAGGGGAAGUUUAAAGAAAAUGUUCAUUAUUCAUAUUUUUAAAAACGAAUAAUGCAUAUGACAAAAAUUCAUGACUGCUUUGCAAAAUUCAUCAUUGAGUUAAAGAAAAAUGUUGAAGUCUCUAUUGGAUAAUGAAAAAUACAAAAUGCAUAAAGUUAUUUAAUUUUUUGUAGUAGUAGCUUGGAGUACAAGUGUAUCACUUUCAAGUUUACACAGAAUCACUUAAACAGUAUACAUACUAAGUCUAGGUAUGGCUUUUGGGCAACUAAAUGUAAACUGAAAAUAUAACGCAUCAUAUUCGCUUUGAAAUAUAAAGAAUGUGGACCUAACACUGACACGUAGUUUAACAUCUGUAUGGACUGAAUAAGCAGUAGUUGCCCAAAUCCUCUUAAGCCCUCACACUUCACAUUGAGAUUGGAGAGUGACUUUUUUUUUUUUUUUUUUUUUUGGUAAAAGUGCAAGUGCCUAUGCAAACACUAAACUACAAGAACUCAAAUAUGGCUACUUUCUGAUAACAAAAUAAUCCAGAGUAAAUGUCUUCAGUGUCACUGCAUGCCAGGUAUAAUUGGCCGUGGAACUGUGUUCUUAUGCAUUUCACCUUGUGAAGAGCAUAAUUUAAUUUAGAUUUAAUAUUAAAAUUUCUUUGAUUUUUUCGAGACUACCUUUAAUGUGUUUUAAAACACUUUUUUGUUCUUUUACUUGAAUCCAAAUAAUGUCUUCAGUUUUAGUUAAAAGAAUCCUGAUUUAGUUAGUUCUAAAUUGGAUACUUUACAGGUUAAUGUAUACUUGCCAUUGAGCGGUUAGAUUGUUAAACUGAAAUGAACAGUAUUUUUAAAAAACAGGAACUUCAGCUUUAAUGCUUCCGUAUCUUUCUAACAUAGGAUAUUAAAAAUAAGAAUCCAAUUCAUUGGCAGUAGUGUUAUAUUCUAAAGGUAACUUUUCAGCUAAGAAAUAGUCUGAAAGCUUGAAAAUGUAAUUUUGUUGUUUUGUUUUUUGUUUUCCCCUUCACAUUUUUUGUUGUAUGUAGCUAAACUUCACAAUUUAAAAAAAAAAAAAAAAAAGUUACUCUGCUAUAAGUGAUGGUCCUGCUAAGGGUUCUGCAUGGGUGUAAAGGUUUGCCUGCCUAUAUCCCUUUGCGUUACUGGACUUUAAAUCAUCACAUUUCUGUAAAUAGUGUUGGUCAGGUCACACUCAUUGAACCAAAAGAGACAAUGCUGGCAUUACAAAACCAAGUUACUUCUUGCCUUCUUAAAAAUAUUUUUUGGUAGUUGGUUGUAAACUUGAAAAAUGGUGAACAAACAGAAUCAAAAAAGUUAUACUGCACUUAAUAUAACCUAGUGCUGUUAUAUACAUAAACGUAGUUGCAAAUGCCCAGUCUUUGACUAUGGCUGGCAAUAGCAAAGUAUGCCUGGGGUUGGGGUUGGUGAUUGGUGAUACUAGGUUGGCUGUGUGGGGAGUUUGUACCUUUAUUUGUGUGGAACAGCUAACUGCCGAUAGUUUAAGAGGGCUGAUUUCUCAGCCAGUGACUAGGAUAUAGAGAGGCUCUGGCCAGACCCAUGUGCCAGCAGCAGAGAGUAGUGUGUGUUAAGAGUUGCUACUUUUAGAGCACUUUGCCACUGCAGGAUCUUCCUAAAUCAUAGUGUAUUUCUUUCUGGAUCUGGCCAUGCCAGAUUUAAGGCCAGAACCUGCCAAUGGUACAGUGCAAAACAUUCUGUGAACAAAACUGGGGGUUCAGAAAUAGACUGAAACUCUUAUGUAAUUUUACUUCUAUAUAAUCUUUUAAGUAUUGGCUAUUUUGAGACAAUGAUCCAUUAAUAAAAUGUGUCUUGCCGUGAACAGUGCUGUCAGUAGUAAUACAUCUGUGUAAAAGCUAGUUACUUUCCUUAGGCUAGUCCAGCUAAGAAACUUUUGGUUCAAGAUUACAAGAAUGUCGAGUUCUUAAUAUUUAACUGCUAAGGUUAUGAUUCUGAAAAGGGAUCUACCUGAGUGUAUGAUGGGGCUAAUGCGUGAGUUCUUAUGCAGAAUCAGGGCCUGAAAUAGUACAAGAAAUGUAGGUUGGAAAGCGUUCUCUUGUCAUAGAAGCCCCAAAAGCUGCUAAUUAAGUCCAUAGUGAAGCAUAUCCUUGUAUAAUUUAGUUUGUAAAAUACUGAUUUAUUUGGCCACAAAGUCUCUGAGGAGAUGGUAACUUAAAUUUAAGGUGCUUAUUUUGCAUCCAUUGGAAUUAACUCUGGAACUGCGAUGUGGGGUGGAAAGGGAGGCUAAUAUAAAUGUAUACUGUAACAGCUGAUCCUACAUGUAUUUGGCUAAAAUGACCCAUACACUUACUCUUAACUGGAUUGAUCUCUUAUCCUUAGGACUCAUUUAUGUUAUCAAAAUGUUAGUUGUUUUUUUUUAAAAAAAGGUAUCCUACAAACCCUGGAGAUCUACCGACUGAAUACACAGUAGAGGAGUUCAAAAGGCAACUUUUGUUCUGAAAGACAGAGCCCAUGAUAAAUUAUUACUCAUGAAUUGGGGAAGAAAAAUGCCUUCUAGAUGUUCUACCACAUUUGUAACUUGUUUCCUCAUCUGGAGGCUCUUUGAUAGAAGGUUACAAUUUUUAAAAUAAUUAUGCAAUGUAGAGGUCAGUGUUCUUGUAACAAUUUGCUAUGCAGCAUAGCUUGUCAGUUUUAAUGCACUUCUGAUGCAUGCAUGACUUUAAUAUUAACAUUGCUGUUACAUUUGACAACUUUAUUUUAACACACACUGAUUGACGUUCAUACAAGUGGUCCUUGAAAUUCUCCAAGUGAGUAAUCUAAAUAGUAGUAUAAUUCAAAACGUUGUUUUUGUUUUUUAAUGAACAGUGACUAGAUCAGACUACUCUACCAGUGAUGCUUUACGUUUUCAUCAUGGACUUAGUGCUACCAGCUGAUUAACUGAAAUAUGUCCUUGGAAAGGGUGAAACAAUUGAGGUGUUUGGAGAUGGUGUGUUUUGAGUGUUAAAGGCAAAAUGUUUUUUAGUUGUCAUUGUUAAAAGCUGAAAAAUAUAACACAUCUAUAACCAAAAACCAUUUUGUAAGUUGUCUGCCAAUAACUUGGCACCUGGCCCCGUAACCCAUUUCUUGUUUGUAUAUUCCUGUUAACUUCAAUGGGACUACUUAAUGUGCAAGAGUUAAUUACAUGAAUAAAGUUUUCAGGAUAAGGCCCUUGGUUGACAUUUGUCAUAACUUAAGUAAAAAAAUAAUCCAAAACACCACAUCUGGCAACACUUUAAGAUAUAUUCCUUUUCUAAAAGGGGAAACCUACCUUCUUUUAAACUGUAUUAAUCAGAAAUGUGUUGGGAUAACAAAUAACUAAUACACUUUUUAUUCAGCAUGUUAAAAACAUGAAUUUAGUGUGUUAAGAGGUCUAAAGGCAAUAGUAUUCAUUAUUUAGAAUGAUUUUUAGAUCAGUCUUGGACUGUCUUGCUCACUGGAAUGGUAACUACUAGAUGUAUUACAAAAGCACCAUAUACUUUUUUGUUUGAGAAACCCUUAAACGCUAAUUUAUUUAAUUGGUUAUGCUGACAGGGUAAGGAAUUGUAGGUUUUUUUUUUUUUGUUUGUUUUUUCCUGCUGGUCAUGGAAUUCUAUUCUUGUUUGGGCCUACUUAAGAUUAUCAAGAACCCAUCAUUAUUUGUCAGGAACAAUUCUUAAUUGGUAAGAAAUGUGGAGAGUAGAGAAGCCCCAGUGUGUGGGCUCUGUCAAUACCAGAAUGUACUCCCUGGAUUGGAUUAAAAUGCUGAGUUACAGCGUUAGGUAUUGGUAGUGCACCAGUAAGUAUACUGCCAUUUCUUAUGGUUGAUGAUUGGGAACAAGCCCUACAGUUUUGGCAUAGUUGUCUAUUGGGCAUUAAAGUUUUUACAUUAUAUACUAAUUAAGCCACUUAAUUACCUAGUCCUUUACUUUUGUUUUAAUGAGUCAUUUUUCACCAGUUUAACCACUAGUAGUGUUCAUUGUACAGAAAAUGCGUAUUGCUAAAGAUAUGUAUAGAGAUGCUAAUAAGUAAUAACUAUUUUUGUAAUUUAGAAACUGUAACUGUUGCUCUUGUAAUUGUGUGGCAAAUAUAAUCUGUUUGCAUUCAGUUUAUUAAGCAUGGUAAAUAAAACUUCCAUGAGUCAAAGUGUAUGUGGACAUGCUUCUAGGACACAUCAAUUGUCUUAAAAUGUUAGUAAACUGAGGGGAAUAUAAAGUUAUAUCACCACUUGUGUUUAAAAUUCUAAAAGGGACUUCAUAAGGGGGGAUUUUAAAAAGAAUUGUGCACUCGUUUGGAAAGAAUGCUAUUAAAAGUUACUUUUUGAAAGUAAA
Mauremys mutica (yellowpond turtle) is the source of this 6178-nucleotide messenger RNA. It is a transcript of the gene TMEM106B, whose product is annotated as transmembrane protein 106B. Gene Ontology annotation, biological process: dendrite morphogenesis; lysosomal transport; lysosome organization. Gene Ontology annotation, cellular component: lysosomal membrane. The transcript is spliced from 9 exons. The record is from RefSeq and is a predicted model, not a curated record. Lineage: Eukaryota; Metazoa; Chordata; Testudines; Geoemydidae. Bases 239 to 1066 code for a protein of 275 amino acids.